Messenger RNA from Sitophilus oryzae (rice weevil), 1091 nucleotides. Its product is annotated as glyceraldehyde-3-phosphate dehydrogenase 2-like. Bases 61 to 1059 code for a protein of 332 amino acids. The transcript has a single exon. The record is from RefSeq and is a predicted model, not a curated record. Gene Ontology annotation, molecular function: NAD binding; oxidoreductase activity, acting on the aldehyde or oxo group of donors, NAD or NADP as acceptor; NADP binding. NCBI's taxonomy places the organism in Eukaryota, Metazoa, Arthropoda, Insecta, Coleoptera, Curculionidae. Gene Ontology annotation, biological process: glucose metabolic process.
UUAAACUUGAUUGUCAAAGUAGUUUUGUCAUUGAAAUUGAUUAUUUUUUUUUACUGUAAAAUGGCUAAAAUUGGUAUAAAUGGCUUCGGCAGAAUUGGAAGAUUAGUUCUUAGGAUAUCUCUGGAAAAAGGCGUAACUGUGGUUGGUAUCAACGAUCCAUUCCUCGAUCCACAGUACAUCGUUUACCUCUUUAAAUACGAUUCAACUCAUGGAAGAUUUAAAGGAUGUCUAUCUACGGACGGGAAAGAUAUAUACGUCAACGGAAACAAAAUAGAAGUGUUCACGGAAAAGGAUCCUAAAGCCAUCCCCUGGGGCCGAGUAGGAGCGGAUUAUGUUGUAGAAUGUACAGGGGUCUUUACAACUAUCGAAAAAGCAUCCCAACAUUUGCAAGGAGGAGCGAAGAAAGUUAUUAUUUCAGCACCAUCAGCGGACGCACCUAUGUUUGUUUGUGGAGUGAACCUUGAGAAAUACGAUCCUUCGCAAAACGUCCUAUCGAAUGCCUCCUGUACGACCAAUUGCUUAGCCCCGUUAGCCAAAGUGAUUCACGACAACUUUGAAAUAGUUGAAGGACUAAUGACCACUGUCCACGCCGUUACGGCCACUCAAAAAACUGUAGACGGGCCAUCUGGAAAGCUGUGGCGUGACGGGCGCGGAGCUGCGCAGAAUAUCAUUCCGGCUUCAACAGGAGCAGCCAAGGCCGUCGGAAAAGUUAUUCCAUCGUUACAAGGAAAAUUGACGGGCAUGGCCUUCAGAGUACCAGUACCAAAUGUGUCCGUAGUUGAUUUAACUUGUCGAUUGGGAAAAGCAGCAUCUAUGGAUGAAAUUAAAAAGAAAAUUAAAGAAGCUAGUCUGAAUGAAUUUAAAGGAAUUAUGGGAUAUACUGAAGAACAAGUAGUUUCUUCAGAUAUGAAUGAUGAUCCCAGAAGCUGCAUUUUUGAUGCCGGCGCCUGCAUAUCCCUUAAUGACAACUUUGUGAAAUUGAUUGCAUGGUAUGAUAACGAAUUUGGAUAUUCUAAUAGAGUACUUGAUUUAAUUAAUUAUAUUCAUUCAAAAAAAUAACUGGCUCCUCCAAAUAAAGUUAUUACAACACA